Sphenostylis stenocarpa is the source of this 1794-nucleotide messenger RNA. The record is from the annotation of a GenBank genome assembly. Lineage: Eukaryota; Viridiplantae; Streptophyta; Magnoliopsida; Fabales; Fabaceae.
AUGAGUAAAACCUGCCAUCGAGACGAAUUGAUAUGUGUGUCACUGUCACUCUCAUUAAGAAUUGACACAAGAAUUGCAGUAGCAAAAUGGAAAUACGAAAAGCAGUAUAUGUGUAAAUCACAUCGUGAUGUAAAAGUCUUCAGCACCAACCUAAAGCCACCACCAUCUCCAACCUUCGACCUUCUUCCUUCAAAUUCAAAACGCAAACUCUUCUGCUACGAACUCCAAACCUCGAAUCAAAUCCAAACAUAUGAGAGUAGCAGUGCGUUAGGACUUCAACUUACGAACACUCAUUCUGUGACUAUUUACACAGAUAAAAUGAAGCUCUCGGCGUUGCAGCAGAGUUACCUCACGCGCCGGGCCAACAGCUUCAGAGGAUCCGGGCAGUUGGAUUCGGCAGGGGACGGCGCGGUGAAGUCACCGGCGGCGAUUUUCUGGCUGGUAAUCCACGGUCUCUGCUGCCUCAUCAGUCUCGUCCUUGGCUUCCGCUUCUCCCGCCUUGUCUUCUUCUUCCUCUUCUCCGCCAGCCUCUACACAGCUCCGUUCCGCGGCGGAACGGAAAUCGCAGCUCCGCUGGACGGCCCUCCGCCGGCGAACCGGACGGCGGCGGUGGGCACCGCGAGUCGUGUGGUGGUCGGGAGGCACGGGAUCCGAAUCCGGCCGUGGCCGCAUCCGGAUCCUGUUGAGGUGAUGAAGGCGCACCGCAUAAUCGAGAGGGUGCAGAGGGAGCAGAGGACGCUUUUUGGAGUGAAGAACCCUAGGACGGUGAUCGCGGUGACGCCAACUUAUGUUCGCACGUUUCAGACGCUGCACUUGACUGGUGUUAUGCACGCGCUGAUGCUGGUGCCGUACGAUCUGGUGUGGAUCGUGGUGGAGGCCGGUGGAGUCACCAACGAAACCGCCUCGAUUAUUGCCAAGUCUGGUCUCAGAACAAUCCACGUUGGCUUUUCUCAACGAAUGCCGAAUUUGUGGGAAGCUAGGCAUAAGCUUGAGUCUCGGUUGCGACUUCAUGCUUUGAGAGUUGUGAGAAAAGAGAAGUUGGAUGGAGUUGUGGUGUUUGCUGAUGAUAGUAAUACGCAUAGUAUGGAGUUGUUUGAGGAAGCACAAAAUGUGAAAUGGAUUGGGGCUGUUUCGGUUGGAAUAUUGCUUCAUUCGGACGAGUCUUCAUCUAUGGUUCAGAUGGAGGAGGAAGGUGCGGUUAUGCCUGUGCAGGGUCCUGCUUGUAAUGCUACGGAUAAGUUGGUUGGGUGGCACACCUUCAAUUCACUGCGUUAUACAGGGAAGAGUGCGGUUUAUGUUGAUGAUAAGGCACCUGUGCUACCCAGAAAGCUUGAGUGGUCAGGGUUUGUGUUGAAUUCCAGGUUGGUUUGGAAGGAUGUUGAUGAUAAGCCAGAGUGGGUUAAGGAUCUUGAUUCAUUGAAUGGGGUUGAUGAAGAGAUAGAAAGUCCAUUGUCCUUGCUCAAGAGCACCUCCCUGGUAGAGCCACUAGGGAACUGUGGACGUCAAGUUUUACUUUGGUGGCUACGGGUUGAAGCCCGUACAGACAGCAAAUUUCCUUCUCAAUGGAUAAUUGACCCUCCCUUGGACAUCACUAUCCCAUCAAAACGCACUCCAUGGCCAGAUACACCUCCUGAGCUCCCAUCUAAUGACAAAGUAUUAAUUGGUACACAAGAGCAGACGAACAAGCCCUCUCUAAGGACUAAAACACCCAGAUCCCGGCGCAGUAGAAGUAAGAGAAAGCAUGACACCAAAGUGAUAGGUGUGCAAAUCUCUACACAUUCCGAGCAAAACUAA